Molecule: messenger RNA, 5630 nt
Organism: Lethenteron reissneri (Far Eastern brook lamprey)
Lineage: Eukaryota; Metazoa; Chordata; Hyperoartia; Petromyzontiformes; Petromyzontidae
Product: E3 ubiquitin-protein ligase RNF31-like
Biological process (GO): protein linear polyubiquitination
Cellular component (GO): LUBAC complex
Molecular function (GO): K63-linked polyubiquitin modification-dependent protein binding; zinc ion binding; K48-linked polyubiquitin modification-dependent protein binding
Source: RefSeq, a predicted model, not a curated record
CAGCUCCGACUGGGGUACAACUCCUCCUGCAACAACAACGACGACUGCCAACUACCGCUGACACCUGUGCUGCUGCAGCUACUACUGCUGCUGCAGUAGCAGCAGCAGCUUCUGCAAGAGCUACUGCUGCACUAGCAGCAGCGGGGGGCGGGGGGGGGGGGUAUCCAGCCCUGCGGACAGCGACCCCUGCGUGUUUGCGGAAACAUCCAGAGAGCCCCUUCGCGCUCCGCCCGUCGGGGUCUCGAGGUCGGGGUCUCGAGGUCGGGGCCAAGCUUCCUGGUGCCGACUCAGGCGGCGAUCGGGGCGACCGUCGGCUUGCCGGAGAUGGAGGUGGGGAAUGACCCGGCCCGGCCGGCCCUGGGUGAGCCCUUCAUGCAGUCGCCCAUCGCCCGCGCCCGCGUGUCCCCCCGCGGGCUUCGAGACGAGGCGGAGCGCCUCCUGAGGGACAAGCCGCUCGGGGCGCCUCAACGCCUCGCGGCGCAGCUCGCGGCGCUGGGCGGGCCGCUGUCGGAGCGGUACCAGCACGUGGACGUGGAGCGCCUCCUCCAGCCCAACGUGGGGCCGGGCGGCAGGGGCCUGAACGCCGUACUCACUGCCCUCUCUGUUCUGGAGAAGUAUGGCCGGAACCUCCUGAAGCCGGACAAGCCCGACUACUGGCAGACCGUCAAGUUUGACAACCCGGUGUUCAAAAACACGGUCGACUGCAUCAAGGGCUCGCGAGACGUCCUCACGAUGUUCGGCUACACCGAGCGGCAGGCCGACGGGUUGGCCUUCCCGGACACGCUCGGCGAGCCCGACGUGGAUCGCGUCGCCGCCGUCACUUUGGACAUCUACCUGGCGCGGUACGAGGUCGACAUGAUCUUGAAGGGAACUCACCCCAAGCCGGAGCUCUUCUCAUUCAUUUCGCAAGAAGAAAUUGAGAAGUCCAAAGUGGAAAUGCAGAAACAGGUGGCUAAGAUGACCCCUCCCACAAGACUGCAGCCCGGCCACCCUCCCGACACCAAGACUCCCGCAGGGGUGACGCGACCUGUAAUUCCACCGAAGCCAGCGGAGAGGGCAAAGGAUCUGGCCAGGAACCAGAGGGCAGAAGUCGAGAACCACGCUGUCCCCGCCGCCCCCACAGGGGUGACGCGACCUGCAAUUCCACCGAAGCCAGCGGAGAGGGCAAAGGAUCUGGCCAGGAACCAGAGGGCAGAAGUCGAGAACCACGCAGUCCCCGCCGCCCCCACAGACGAAUGCGCCAUUUGCGCGGAGCCUCCGGACGUGCGCUGCCCCACCUGCGACAAGUCGCUGUGCGCCGACUGCGACACCAAGAUGCACACGCACCCGUCCAGGGAGGCCCACGAGCGCGUCCCGCUGGCCUCGCCCGUCUCCAUGUGCGACAUCUGCGGAGGAGACGCCGUGAUGUCGUGCGUGUCCUGCGACAAGCGUCUGUGCACCGACUGCGACGGAAGCUUCCACAGGCAUCCGCGCCGCUUCGAGCACGAGCGGGUGAACCUCAAAACAGGAAGGAUCACCAAGCAGGUGACGAGCCCAGAGACGGAGGAGCGGCCGCCUUUCUUCAAGCCGAUCGUCCUCCGCCCUCUCUCCGUGCCGGCCGGCAGCGAGUGGGGGUGCCCGCGCUGCUCGGGCCGCAACCCCUCCUCCGUCUACAUCUGCAGGCACUGCCAGACGCCGCACCCGCCGCUGGACAUGAGGAGCCGUUCCUCGGACGCCGAGAUGACGUUCGAGGCGGGCGACGGCGCCGCCGCUCCGCCUCGACCGCCGGCGACGUGGGAGUGCUCCACGUGCACGCUGGUGAACCGGGCGUCCGCGGUGCUGUGCGGCGCCUGCAACAGGCCCCGGCAAGCCAACAAGCUCAAGCCGACGGUGCCGGAGGACGUGCCGCCGGCGAGGCCGCCGACGCCGCCCGCCGCGCCGCCGGGGAUGUGGCACUGCGAAGCCUGCACGAUGUUCAACGAGGCCAAGGCCAAGGUGUGCGUGGCCUGCGACCGUUCCAAGGGGGCCCGCGCGCCCCGGGCCGCGGUCGAUCGCCAACCGGGCGCCGACGUCGCCGUCGAGCGUCAGCGGCCGCCGGAGCCGCGCGGGCCGCAGCACGGCGACGCCCCGAUGCUGAUGGCACAGGAGCAGCGGCGCAAGAUCCUCCAGGAGGAGGAGAAGUCGAAGGGAAUCGAGUUGAUCCGGCUAAUCAGGAGCGGAGAGUGCCAGGGCUUCUCUGCGAACGAGGUGUACUGCAGCCUCCAGGCGUCGAGCCGCCCCAAAGCGCUCGAGUGGCUGAGCGGCGGCGGGUUGGACGAGUGUCUGGAAACCAUCGUGGCCAUGGCCGAGAACCUGCCGCACGCCGGUCACGGGGGCAGCCUCUCCCGGCAGGAGGCCGCGGAUGCGUGGAUCGCCGCCGACGGGAACAUCGAGGCGGCGGCCGAGGAGUGCUUGCGAGCGCGCAGAGUGAAGAUCGCCGAGAUCCUCCGGCUGGGCCGCUACGAGGUGGCGACCGUGGCUGAGAAGCUGAAGCUGAAUGGCGGGGACGUGGACAAGGCCCUCGUCGCGCUCCAGGGGGAACUCCUGCGGCCGUCGGUGGACCGGUGCUGGCACGCGCCAGCCGAGGACGCCGUUCUCCGCGACGGCGAUGACCAGAGAAAGCUGCGUUUCCUGCUGGCGCGCUACGAGCUGCAGAGCUGGGGCCGUGCCACGCUGGCGCUGAAGCUGCUGGCGGAGGAAAACGAGCAGUACCAGCUGGAGGACGUCGUGCGGGCCGUACGCGACUUCAACGACCUCGAGCGGGCGAGGCAGUACCUGAAGAGAGAGUGCCCCAUCUGCUGUAACUUCUUCCCCAUGCACGGCAUGGUGAACAUCAUCUUCUGCGAGUGCGCCGUGUGCGUGACGUGCUUCAAGACGAACUUCACCUUCACCAUCAAGGAGAAGAACAUUGCCAACCUGACGUGCCCCGUUUGCAAUGCUUCACACCAACCCGACGAGGAGAGCCGCACCACUUUCUUCUCCCUCCUGGACGAGCAGUUCAGGAAUUAUCUGGACCCGGAAGUCUUCCGGCUGUUUGAGAACAAAAUGAGAGACCGUGCUCUCUACAUGAUGCCCAACUUCCGCUGGUGUGCGCACUGUCCAAACGGAAGCAUCCACGACGCGCCGCGACUGCGCAUGGACUGCACCUACUGCAACAAGAGCACGUGCUCCAAGUGCAAGAAGCCGUGGGAGGUGCAGCACGAGGGCCUGACGUGCGAGGCGUUCCACAUGUGGAAGCUGGACAACGACCCCGAGAUGCAGGCGGCCGGCCUCGCGGCCUUCCUCAAGGAGAACGGCAUCGCGUGCCCCAAGUGCAAGUUCCGCUACGCCUUGGCCAAGGGCGGCUGCAUGCACUUCACGUGCGUGCAGUGCAAGCACGAGUUCUGCAGCGGCUGCUACAACCCCAUGUGCAGGGGCAUCGAGUGCGGCAUGGGCUGCGCCAACAUGGGACUGCACGCGCACCACCCGCGCGACUGCCUGCACUACCUGCGCGACUGGGACAUCAAGCGGCUGCAGGCGCUGCUCACGGACCACAACCUCGCUUUCAACGUGCAGCCCAGGCUCGGCACCGUCGCCAACACCGGACUCUGCGAGGUGUUGGAGCAGAAGGACUUGGCCAACGGGUUGCGCGACGAGGCGUGCGGCAAGGCGGUCGCCGACCGGCAGGCCGGCCUCUGCGAGCUGCACUACAAGGAGUACCUGGUGAAUCUCGUCAACGAGAACUCCGUGGACCCCGUGCACCGCUACGACAUCAACGAACUCCUGGCGGAGAUGAAUCGCAACGGCCGGGCCGAGCCGCCCCACGCCGCUAACGAGGACGACGCCCAAUACCAGCAGCGGCUGCUGCAGGAAAUCCUGGCCAAUAUCCCCCUGGUGAAGAGGGACUGAGGAGGAGGAGGAGGUGGUGGAGGGGGAGGGGUGGGGGGGAGUCGGUGAGGGGUGUGCCGGCGAGGCGCUGCCCGCGCCCUCCUUUGGGCGUGCAGAGCCCCCCCCCCCCACCGGGUCGUAUUCUCACUGCCAGGGUCACGGCGCUCCCUCUCGGGGAGUGUCUCACAUCCACGGGUUCUCCUUGCUCUCUUCGGGACGUUCAGCGGAGACGCCCGGCAGUGAGACGAGUGUCACGGUUGGAUCUGCGCCGGUACCUCUGGCCACCGAACACGGCACCGGCAUAGCCCUCGGUAGACGCUUGCUCUGCGGUUGCCCUUUGCCAGCUGACUAACAGGUUCACGGGUUCACAGUCGGAUCGGCAGGGUAACAGUUUGCCUCUACGAUGUAUUGUUGGGAUUGCACCGCGUUUUGUUUGGCACGGCGUCCCACGUUUUACUCCCGGCGCAUCAACGUCCAAACUGAGCGUGGCGGCGGGUGAACGGGGAUCUCUGACACAGCACUUGCAGCUCGCGGCACCUUCGCCUUCGCGAAGGCGCUUCCGCACGCACCCACGGUGCAAUAUUUGCACUCUCCGAUCACCGACCGGGUUUCCCGUGACGGCACCGAACGGGGCAACACCCUGACCCCGCGUAGUUAACCAGGCGUCGCCCGGUCACCUCCACGCACGCCGGACGCUGCGGUUGCCGCCACAGCGGCCGGCGGCUCCUCAUUGCUGCGGCCCCGUGGCGGCCAGGCAAUAACCAGGCCGGGGAGCGAGCGCGGAGACCGCGGGGCGAGCGACGUUUACUCUGCCCUGCUGUCUUCUGCUCGGUGUAAUUUAUGCAGCGUGACAUAAACGUCACGGUCUCUAAAUAAAACGAGCCCCUAGCGGGGCCUGGUUGCUUUCUGUUGAAUGUUAAUGGGUUGGGCGGUUCUUUAGCUGUGCUCUUCAGUGAACCAAAGGAGGUGAUGGUGGUGUUGGUGGUGGCGGUGUUUGUCGGCUAACCCAGGAUGCCUGGGGUCUGUCCCAUGGCGUCCUGCCGCCAGUGAGCCUUCGGCUUCAAAGUGCACGCCGCCUGCCACGUGAGGGCUGCGGUGAUGCCACCAUCACUUCAUGCGGUGUUUGUGGUCGCGAUGAUGAUUAUACGGCUGUUCGCGGACCUGAGAUCAGGAGUGAACGCAUUGGCCAAACGUACAAGCAGAAGCUUCCGGAAAAGGCUCGGUAAGACUUUCCUUGGCAAACUCCUCCACGACUCGUUAUAGACGCAUUCUGGCCAAGAUCUACACCGAAGACGAGUAUGAAUCUCCGCUAUAUAGUCUACACGGACUGUCGGGACAAGUGCUGUUAGUGAGCACUUGGGAAGGUCGGCACAGCGCAGGAGCGAGUGGGAUGUGGCCAGCUCCACGCCCGGCCGCCUUUAUCUCCCCGGUGCUGAUGUUCACACACCACCGGAUACUCAUUUAAGCCUGAGUCAACCUCGUGAGGCCCAGGACCGGUUCAGAGAUUUGUCACCGACGGUGGCCGGAAAUCGAACUCGGGUAGCCGGGGUCGAGGCACAGUGCGCCACUACCCACCACCACCACCACGCACCUUGUUACUGAAGAUGUGGGUGAUCAUGAAGGACAUCUUGUGUUCUAACGGGCAUUGGGCGAUCUGCUGUUCUAUAAUUUGAGCCAGUGGUGUUAUAUUCCACGUGUUUAUGGCAGGGAGAAGUCCGCUCAAAUAAAAUUGGGGGCGACGUAAA